AGUUGUCUAAUAGUGAAUUGUUUAUGAAAUUUAAGAUGCUGAAUUGCUUUUAUAUCAGACUGUUCGAAUUCUGUGGUGUCGACGGCCGUAGAGAGCGUUUAGAGAUCUGCAGCUGUAUUCAGAUAUCUCUUCUUCACGCCAACUCAACGCACUCACCACACUCAUUCAGCAGCACUAUCAAAUCAGAAACAGACCAGAAACAACCAGAAACUACACCACAUUUUCUCAUCUACCAGCACCAUCUCUCGUAGCUCUUCACAUCGCCUGUAUUGUAGAUGUCCUAUGCUAUAUCACGUGACAUAAACCCUGCACGUGACAUAUACCGCGCGCUCGUCCUCAUCUCAAAAGAUCGCAUCGCAUUCAUCGUCAGAAGCACCAGGUUUGUCAACAGUCACAACACACAGGGUCCUCAUAGAUGCAGACUCCGCAUCAGAGGCAUAAUAAUCACACACGACAAUGAUUCGACUGAAACUCAACCCCUCGGCCUCAGCAGCCGCCGCAGCCUCGCUAUCAGAGUCGUCAGAGCCCGGCACGCCAUCAUCAUCAUCUGCCGCCAACGCGAGCAAUAAGGCCGCGACCUCGACUCCGCUUCCGAAACUAAAAGUCAAGCAGCCCAAGAAGUCUAGAGCCGGAAGCGCGGCAAACACACCGACAUCCGCGACACUGCCCACGCCUCGCAUCUCCAUCAAACCGCCGCUGCCGUCAAAACCCAACGGACCCCCGCGAAAUGGACUUCCCCGGAUCCGCGUGAAACCCAUGCGGCAGCCGGGACAAGGGUAUGACUCUGAAGCGCCGGACCGCGAGGACGAUCCUCUUAUAGAGGAGUGCACGAUUUUCAGGUUUGAAAUGGAGAGUUUCCCGCGCGAGGAGCAGGUUCGACGAGAGCCGUAUCUGGAAAGACUGAGGGCGGCGAUCGAAAGCAACAGUCGAUCUGAGAUCAGUCAGGUGUGGGUUAAGUUCAAAGACGCACGGCACGCGUGUGUGGGAAUCGCGGACAAGCUCUUUUUCGCCGUGCUGGUAGAUCUACCCGCCAUCAUCGAAGCACACAAGACGCUGGACAAGAAAAACAUCUACAAAGUCUCGGAUAUCUGUCAGAUGCUUCUGAUUCUGGACGAGAUCCUGUCCGAGCACCAGGUGGUUGGGUUUAGGUCGCGAGUGUUGAACGAGGCCGAGAUGGCAAAGCCGGAGAAUAAGGGAUACAAGAAAGAAGAACUGCCUUAUCCGCAUGGAAUUACACCGCCCAUGAGAUACGCUAGACAGCGACGGUUCCGGAAGAGAAUUGUGAAGGUUGUGGAGGAACAACCAAAACCAAAAGAAAAGCCAAUCCCCAAGGUCGUUCUCAAAACAAAACUAUUCCAAGACGACACCGAAAAGACCGAAGAAAGCCCCGAGUCUCCAGCGAUCAAAGAAGACGAGCAACCGGCGACGCCCGCGCCCUCUACCCGAGAAGGCAGCGUCGCGCCAAGCGAAACAGACACAGGAUACAACAUGCUGGGCGGCUACAAUCAAGACGAAGCCACGGACGGCGGCGACGAGAUCGAGUCGCUGUUUGGCAACGAGAGCGAUGACGACGACGAAGCUGAUGACGAUGACGACGACGAGGAUGAUGAUGGCGAGCAAGGCGGGGGUAAUAACGUCGGAGACGAGGAAGCUCGCGAGGCGCUACACCAUCUGGAGUUGCUUAGAGAGGAGAUUGCAGAGCUGGAGGCUACGAUUCAGCAGAAGGAGCAGGACGCGGCAAACACUACGAACGUCAUUCUGAAGAAACGAUUUGAUGCCGUGGUUGCGAAGUUGAAGAACGAGUUGGCGCUGAAGAAAGAAGAGCUGGCGAGCGAGGACCCGAACGCUGAGGAGUAGCUCACUUACAUUAUCAUAACCGGCUGCAUUAUUUAUCUCUAUUUUGUAUUUGUUUAAUCUGCCUGGAUAUGUUUAUAAACAAUGUCGAUGGAACAAUACGAAACCCCCUAAUCAUGUAACCCACCGA
Myxozyma melibiosi is the source of this 1984-nucleotide messenger RNA. RefSeq names its product TAFII55 protein conserved region-domain-containing protein. The record is from RefSeq and is a predicted model, not a curated record. Gene Ontology annotation, cellular component: transcription factor TFIID complex. Gene Ontology annotation, biological process: RNA polymerase II preinitiation complex assembly; transcription initiation at RNA polymerase II promoter. The transcript has 2 exons. Lineage: Eukaryota; Fungi; Ascomycota; Lipomycetes; Lipomycetales; Lipomycetaceae. Gene Ontology annotation, molecular function: RNA polymerase II general transcription initiation factor activity. The coding region runs from base 457 to 1857 and encodes 466 amino acids.